Molecule: messenger RNA, 1125 nt
Organism: Eruca vesicaria subsp. sativa (arugula)
Lineage: Eukaryota; Viridiplantae; Streptophyta; Magnoliopsida; Brassicales; Brassicaceae
Source: the annotation of a GenBank genome assembly
AUGAUAGUGAUGUAUGUUUUUGAGACGUAUUUGGAUAUGAGGCAACACACUGCUCUCAAGCUUCCAAAUCUCCCAAAGACCUUGGUUAGAGUCAUCAGCCAAGAAAAGUUUGAGAAGUCUCGAGCAUACAGUCUUGACAAAAGCCAUUUUCACUUUGUUCAUGAGUUUGUGACUAUCCUUAUGGACUCUGCUAUUUUGUUCUUCGGGAUCUUGCCUUGGUUUUGGAAGAUAUCUGGAGGUUUCCUACCAAUGGUGGGACUCAAUCCAGAGAGUGAAAUACUGCACACUCUUUCAUUCUUGGCUGGUGUUAUGACAUGGUCACAGAUCACUGAUUUGCCAUUUUCUUUGUACUCAACGUUUGUGAUUGAGUCUCGGCAUGGGUUCAACAAACAAACAAUAUGGAUGUUCAUUAGGGACAUGAUCAAAGGAAUACUUCUCUCUGUCGUACUAGCCCCACCUAUCGUUGCCACAAUUAUUUUCAUAGUUCAGAAAGGAGGUCCUUACCUUGCCAUCUAUCUGUGGGCAUUCAUGUUUAUCCUGUCUAUAGUGAUGAUGACAAUAUACCCAGUUUUGAUUGCACCGCUUUUCAACAAGUUCACUCCUCUUCCGGAUGGAGACCUCCGGGAGAAGAUUGAGAAACUUGCUUCUUCUCUAAGGUUUCCUCUGAAGAAGCUGUUUGUUGUUGAUGGAUCUAUAAGGUCAAGCCAUAGUAAUGCUUACAUGUAUGGUUUCUUCAAGAACAAAAGGAUUGUUCUUUAUGAUACAUUGAUUCAACAGUGCAAGAAUGAGGAUGAAAUUGUGGCGGUUAUUGCACACGAACUGGGACACUGGAAGUUGAAUCACACUACAUACUCGUUCAUUGCAGUUCAACACACAGUAAUACCACUGCAACACCUAGUAAGCUUUGGCCUCAACCUUGUUAGUCGAGCGUUUGAGUUUCAGGCUGAUGCUUUUGCAGUGAAUCUUGGUUAUGCAAAGGAUCUCCGUCCUGCCCUAGUGAAGCUACAGGAAGAGAACUUAUCAGCGAUGAACACUGAUCCGUUGUACUCAGCUUAUCACUACUCACAUCCUCCUCUUGUAGAGAGGCUUCGAGCCAUUGAUGGAGAAGACAAGAAGACAGAUUAG